Molecule: messenger RNA, 6989 nt
Organism: Nycticebus coucang (slow loris)
Lineage: Eukaryota; Metazoa; Chordata; Mammalia; Primates; Lorisidae
Gene: PLA2G15
Product: phospholipase A2 group XV
Exons: 6
Coding region: 5514-6923 (469 amino acids)
Biological process (GO): phosphatidylcholine metabolic process; ceramide metabolic process
Cellular component (GO): lysosome
Source: RefSeq, a predicted model, not a curated record
CCCACCCCCUGCCGCCUGGGAGUGCGCCUGCGCAGCGCGGAGCAGGGCCUUCACCAGGGCCAUGCCCUUCUAGCCUGCUCCGCUUCACCCCAGCAGCCCCUCCUCUCGCGCGUUUCUAAAACUCUGCUGACCUGCGUCGCUUCUUUCCUGUCUUCUGUCUGAGCUCUCACUCCUACUGGACAGAGCCUUAGCGCCGCUGCCGGGAGGUCCGGGUACUACCUGGUCUCUGCUUGGCCCCUCCUGGUGACCCCAUUCGUACACCUUCGCAUUCCCACUUUUUUUUUUUUUUUUUAAGAUAAAAUGUUACUCUGUCGCCCUGAAUAAAGUGCCGUGGCAUCAGCCUAGGUCACAGCAAGCUGAAAGUCUUGGGCUCAAGCGAUCUUACUGCUUCAGCCUCCCGGGUGGCUGGGCCUACAGGCACCCACCGCAAUGCCCGGCUAUUUUUUUUUUUUUUUUUUUUGGCCGGGGCUAGGUUUGAACCCGCCACCUCCGGCAUAUGGGACCGGCGCCCUACUCCUUGAGCCACAGGCGCCGCCCAAUGCCCGGCUAUUUUUAAGAGACCAGGUCUCGCUCUGGCUUAGGCUGGUAUGGAACUCGUGGGCUCAAGCAAUCCACCCGCCUCGGCCUCCCAGAGUGUUAGGAUUACAGGCGUGAGCCACCCCGCCCGACCUGGUUUUUCUUUUUCUUUCUUUCUUUUUUUUUUUUUUUUUGAGACGGAGUAUUAUUUUGUCGCCCUCGGUAGAGUGCCGUGGCGUCACACAGCUCACAGCAACCUCCAACUCCUGGGUUUAGCGAUUCUCUUGCCUCAGCCUCCCUAGUAACUGGGACUACAGGCGCCCGCCACAACGCCCGGCUAUUUUUUGUUGCAGUUUGGCCGCGGCCGGGUUUCAAUCCGCCACCCUCGGUAUAUGGGGCCGGCGCGCUCUCAUGGAGCCACAGGCGCCGCCCUGGUUUUUCUAUUUUUAGUAGAGACAGGCUGUGGGGGUGGGGUGUCUCUCUCUUGCUCAGGAGUCCCACUUACUCUUUCAGCGCUGAUCUCAAUGGCAGUUCCUCUGGGAAGCCUCUCUAUUGUGGCACCCUUGGCCGUCAUGAGCGCAUUCCCACUGGAGACACAGUCAUGUGUGCCCAGAUCCCAGCUGAGGAAUGGGUUUGGCAACAUAGAGUAGCUCCCCCAAACUGUUUGGCGCCCACCUGGUUGUCCCAAUCACAAGACUAUUCCUAACCCUUGGGAAAAACAAUUUGUUCAGUAAGGGGGAAGCCCCAGCUCUGCUGAACUCAUCUCUUUCAGGUGGGUCUUCACAGAUGAUCCCAUUAUUACUAUUACUAAACAACCUUCACUCCUGGGCGGCGCCUGUGGCUCAACAGAGUAGGGCGCCAGCCCCAUAUGCUGAAGAAGGUGGCGCGUUCAAACCCAGGCACAGCCAAAAACUGCAAAAAAAAAACCCUUCACUCCUGUCCCCCAACCUGCUCUCAUAGCUACCCCCAAAUUAAUCCACUUCUAACAUGAUUUACUAAUAGUUUUAUGGCUCCCUCCACCCCCAGCCCCCAUCAUCUGAUUCUUGAAGACAGACAGGCUCAUUCUCAACUUCUAUCAGGAGACCUGGCACUGAGUGAAUGAAUUGUUGUCUAAGGCUUACUUCUUCUGCCUUGGGGUAUUUCAGUAAUGGUAAGCCUCCGGCCACAGGGCCUUUACAAUAGAGCCUUAUCUGUACCUUCUGCUCCCCUCCAACUCUGCGCCUGCUGUAGCUAACCCCAGCUCUUCCUUCAGAUUUUCUUCUCUCAAGGCACUUCCCUGUAAAACAGGAUGCCCUCUGUAGCUUGAGAUUUCUGUACUUCACUGAAAAAUGCCCUUCAGCCCCAUUAAGCAUGAAUUAAUAAAUAGGAGAUAGGUAUUGGAAAGGGGUAGGCAAGGCCCCAACAUCCCACCCCACCCAAAGCCAGACAACUCCAGGCACGCCAAACUGCACUCCAGGUAUUUGGAAGAAGAAUUUGGGUCUCAUGGGCCACACACUCACAAACAUUCCAUCCUCACUUCAGCCCUCUGAGGCCUGCCCAGGCUGAAGCCCUAAUGUAUGUAGCCAGCUCUCUGACCACAAGUAUGGGAAGACUGGGGCCCUCAAUCUGGUGGAACCUCCAGGGCAUCUAGGAGUGGUGUAAAGCAUCUUCACCAAGGCUGGUGGGUUCGAACCCAGCUAAAAGGCCAAAGACAACUACAACAACAACAAAAAUAGCUGGCAUUGUGGCAAGUGCCUGUAGUCCCAGCUACUUGAAAGGCUAAGGCAAGAAAAUCGCUUAAGCCCCAGAGUUUGUGGUUGCUGUGAGCUGUGAUGCUACAGCACUCUAACGAAGGCAACGGCUUGAGACUCCAUCUCAAAAAAAAAAAAGGAUCCUGGUGGCGCCUGUGGCUCAGUGAGUAGGGUGCCGGCCCCAUAUGCCAAGGGUGGUGGGUUCGAACCUGGCCCCAGCCAAACUGCAACAACAAAAAGUAAAUAAAUAAAUCUUAAAAAAAAAAAAAAAAGAUCCCGAGGUGGAAGAGGAUUCGAUGCUGGGGCCACCGCGGGGAGUCACUCUUACGGACCCUGACCCAGCCCAAACCUCAGCUGCCGGCCAGGUCUACUACCACCCCUGCUACUGUUGGGCCACCCAGGCUCCUCUGGAGUUCCGAGGUCCGCGCUUUUGCAAAACUACUGCUGGGUACCCACCAGAGGGCGCGCUGACUCUUGCCAGGCCCAGAUGGUGGAGGAGCAGGGGGCGGAGCGUAAUACAAAAGGGUGAGCAGUGCACCAGGACUGAGGUGAAAAAGGGUGCCCUCCUUGCAACCCCAGACUUUAGAAUCUUCGAGUGACUCCUGGCUCCCUGAACGGAAGUAGGCCAAGUUUUUAAGCUAGUUUUUUAGGGCCGCCAACUUCUCUCCUCGCUCAGUCAGCCUGCCCCACCCAGUGCUCUGGACACACUACUUGUUUCUUUAGGUCCCCAGGCUGCUGCAUGGGCCGAGCUCCCUGCUGGUCCCUACCCACCCAUCCCUUUGUUUUCCCUGAAAGCGCCUGCUCAUCUUUCCAGGCCCAUGCUAAUGAUUCUUCCUCCAGGCAGCCUUCCUGAUUAGGAGGCCAGUAGUAGCUCAGUCUGUGCCUCUGGGGUUCUGUGGUAAUUGCACCAGUAUUAGGCUGCCAGGAUAGAGGUCUGCUGAGCCUGGCAGAAAAGGGAGGUGGGAGGACACCACUCCCAGACACCCUGGAGGUUCCAUGAGAUGUGCCACACUCCCUACCACAAGGACCUCCAACCUAUAUGUGCCCCUACACACACUGAGCUUUAGGGAGAAUUGAUUUGCCUCUAAACGGGCUCAACUCUGGCCACCACACCAGCUGAGAAGCCCUGGUCUUAGUUUGGUUGUCUCAAGUUCAGUUAUCUACCUGCUCCAGAUAGGGGACUUGGAGCUUGGGCCAGUGAGAGGAAGUGCAAAGGGCCCCAAAACAGGAGAGACGAAGGCUGUUGGCUGUGUGCUCAUCCAAAGGAAGGUAACACAGCUAGUCUGGCUUCCCAGUCUCUGGAUUUAUUCUCACCUCCUGUCUCUGCCCAGAGUGUUCUCCUCCCCGGGAACCACCUUCCUUCUUUCCCAAUUUUUUCCAGAACUCACUUCCAUCUCUGCUGACCUCCCUUACUACUCCUCUAGGCCUCACAGGUACUAGGACCCUGUCCUGGAAGAGAGAGGUUGUAGAAAAGGAGAUGUAUCACUCAUUCAGCAUCUAUUAUGCAUGUGCUGUGUGCCACGAACUGGGCUAGGUAGUAACUGAUAACCCAGGGUGGGACAGGAAUAGGAUAGGUGAACAGCUUGCUCUUGCAGCCAUUACUUUCUAAUGAAAGCCAGGCAGGGCUGCUUCAUAUCCAACAGUCAUGUCUGGUCUGAGGCCUAAAUGCAGAAGUCAAUCAAGUCCCCAAAACUGGGGAAUGCAGAGUGGUCUCAGGGUAGCAAGUGCAGAAGUCCUGAGGGGGAAUGAAGUUGGUUGACCAGUGCAAGGAAGCCAUUGAAACUGGAGAUGGGGCAGCUGGGAAAGAGGAGGAGUGGAAGGUGGGGAGACAAGGCCAGAAUACCUCGCAGGAUUCUCACUAUGUAUGAGAUGCAUACCAUGAAAAGCUUGCCAGUGGGGUUAGAGGAGAAUUAUGGCAUCUGACAUUGUUUAAUGGUGUAAACUUGGCAGCACCCAUAGCUCAGUGGUUAAGGCGAUGGCUAUGUACACGGAGGCUGGCAGGUUUGAACUCAGCCCAGGCCAGCUAAAACAACAAUGACAAUUGCAACAAAAAAAUAGCCAGGUGUUGUGGCAGGUGCCUGUAAUCCCAGUACUUGGGAGUCUGAAGCAAGAGAAUCGCUUAAGCCCAAGAGUUGGAGGUUGCUGUGAGCUGUGACACCAUGGAACUCUACCCAGGGCAGGGCAACAUGGUGAAACUCUUGUCUCAAAAAAAAAAAAAAAGGUGUAAACUUGGUGAGUAGAGAGCAUUCCUUGGGAAUAAGGCAGAAAUCAGGAAGAGGCUAUUACAGGGAUGAGGGUAGUUUAGUUUGGGGAGGGUAGAGCUGAUAAAACUUAGUAAUCACUUGCGUCAUGGGUCUGGGAAGUGCUGAGGCAUCAAGUCCAGGAUGACUCCAGGUCUGCAGCUUGAGGGAUAAGGUGGAUGGUAGUGUCCUUGUGAAAAGGGAGGACCCUUACCUUUUCACCUAUCUUCACAGUACUAGCACGGGUGGCCAGGCCUUGCUACCCCUACGCCAGUGGACAUGGCCCCCAACACCUGCAGGACCUGUGGGGGGUGGGGCACCUGGGAAUCCCUCCUAAGGAAUCCCUACCCUUCCAGGAGUCCAUGGUCACCUGAUGCUGCUGGGCUGACAAGGCAUUCAGACUGUGGCCGGAGUCCAUGGGGGUCCAGUCUCUCCUGAUCCUUCCCCUCCCCCAUCUAAACCAUUAACUCUGGAUUCCUGCUUGUUCUUAGUCCUGGCAGAAGGAUCUAUAAGGUCUCUCACACUGGUCCUUCACCAGAUGGGUCUUUGGAAACCCUCUGCUGGGGCAAGGGUGAAGGUGGGGUAUGCAGAGGCUUUGGGAGUGAGGGCCCUGAGCCAUGGCCCAAGUUGGGAGGUAGUUGGACCUUAAAAGAGGGUGGUACCCUAGUCACCAAAGUAUUUCACUAUAUUAACUUAGGAGGGCUAGCCAAGAUGAUGAGUGGUUAACCCUGGGUCUGCUUCUUACCCAAGAAGAAAGGAGGGGUGGGAUGGAGGUAUUGGGAACAAGUACAGGUGGGCCUUCAAAGUGGGUGUGUGGAGAGUCAAGACCUCAUUUCCCAAACACACCGGUCCCUCUAUUCUAGAGUGACCGUGGUGAUGGCAUAUUCCCAGCUGUCAGGUCUUUGCCUCUGAUUCUUGGCACAGUGAGUUUGUGUCUUCUCUGGAUCCUAGAUUUACAUAGAAUGGGAGUGCGGGGCGAUGACAAGCCGCCUAUGCUCCUCUCUGCAGAGGAAUUUACAAAUGGACCAUGGCAUACGGUCGAGGUCCAAGCCCACUUCCAACCCUGCGCCCUAACUACCCGGGUUACGCCCUAAAAUGCAGAACUGCAAAGAACUGGUGUGGAAAUGCACAAAAGUCCUCGUUAGCCCUGGGUCACCUAAGGUUGAAGAACUAUCCGGGACACACUUCCCCUCUUCUUAAUUUGACCAGGGUCGCUCUGUGGGAGCGCUGGAGCCCUGUCCUCCCUCGGCCCACUCGGUUCCAGAUCCUCCGGGUCAGAGAGGCACCAGGAAACAGGGGUGAGGGCUGCACAGAGUGGACCUCAGUGCCUGGUGAUUUGGGUAACCAGCUGGAGGCAAAGCUGGACAAGCCAACGGUGGUGCAUUACCUCUGCUCCAAGAGGACUGACAGCUACUUCACACUCUGGCUGAACCUCGAACUGCUGCUGCCUGUCAUCAUUGACUGCUGGAUCGACAAUAUCAGGCUGGUUUACAACAGAACGUCCAGAGCCACCCAGUUUCCUGAUGGUGUGGAUGUACGUGUCCCUGGCUUUGGGAAGACUUUUUCUUUGGAGUUCCUGGACCCCAGCAAAAGCAGCGUGGGUUCCUAUUUCCACACCAUGGUGGAGAGCCUUGUAGGUUGGGGUUAUACACGGGGUAAGGAUGUCCGAGGGGCCCCGUAUGACUGGCGCCGAGCCCCAAAUGAAAACGGGCCCUACUUCCUGGCCCUCCGCGAGAUGAUCGAGGAGAUGUACCAGCUGUAUGGGGGCCCUGUGGUGCUGGUUGCCCACAGCAUGGGCAACAUGUACACACUCUACUUUCUGCAGCAGCAGCCACAGGCCUGGAAAGACAAGUAUAUCAGUGCCUUUGUGGCACUGGGCGCACCCUGGGGGGGUGUGGCCAAGACCCUCCGUGUCUUGGCCUCAGGAGAUAAUAACCGGAUCCCAGUCAUCGGGCCCCUGAAGAUCCGGGAACAGCAGCGGUCUGCUGUCUCCACCAGUUGGCUGCUGCCCUACAACUAUAGCUGGUCACCUGAAAAGGUGUUUGUGCACACACCUACAAUCAACUACACACUGCGUGACUAUCGCAGGUUUUUCCAGGACAUUGGCUUUGAAGAUGGCUGGCUCAUGCGGCAGGACACAGAGGCUCUGGUUGAAGCCAUGGUGCCACCUGGUGUGCAGCUACACUGCCUCUAUGGCACAGGGGUUCCCACACCAGAGUCCUUCUACUAUGACAGCUUCCCCGACCGUGACCCUAAAAUCUGCUUUGGCAAUGGCGAUGGCACUGUGAACUUGCAGAGUGCCCUGCAGUGCCAAGCCUGGCGCAGCCACCAGGAGCAAGAGGUGUCAUUGCAGGAGCUACCAGGUAGCGAGCACAUCGAGAUGCUGGCCAACGCCACUACCCUAGCCUAUCUGAAACAGGUGCUUCUUGGGCCCUGAUUCUUGUACCAGGCAGGGCUACUGGAUGGCUUGGCCACGGGGCCUCUUUUGGCCUCUGGGGCAAUU